AUGACUUUCGACAACAGUAAAAAGAUUGACGUUCUGAAUGCAGACAUCACCAAAGUUUUGCUGGCCCCAGCCAAACUUCAGCUGUCUACAAGUGAAGAGGAACAUAUAGUAGAUUUAAUACUGGAGGUUAGUCAUGAGAUCAUUGGAACAACGGAAGAGAUUGAAAAUGCCAAGAGACUAAUUGAAGAAUGCCUUAGUGGUGGUGAUUAUAAUGGUGGUGGAGGUAGACGUGGUGGAUAUGGCGGGGGGCGUAGACGUGGUGGAGGAGGAUAUGGCAGAAGAGAUGACGGUGGAGGAUGGGGCAGAAGAGAUGACGGUGGAGGAUGGGGCAGAAGAGAUGACGGUGGAGGAUGGGGCAGGAGAGAUGACGGUGGAGGAUGGGGCAGGAGAGAUGACGGUGUAGGAUAUGGUAGAAGAGAUGACGGUUGA
Molecule: messenger RNA, 429 nt
Organism: Physella acuta
Lineage: Eukaryota; Metazoa; Mollusca; Gastropoda; Physidae
Source: RefSeq, a predicted model, not a curated record